UGUAUCAGGUUCAAUGGAUUCUCCCUCGUCUACUUUGCCUUCCUGAUGCUCAUCCCGCUGGUGCCCAACCCCACCUACAUCACCAUGAAAGGGCGCACGGGGAGCUUCCUCCGAUCCAUUUACUACUGCAGUUUCCUGAUGCUGCUCCUGCAGUCCUGCUGCCAGAUUGCCUUCCGCUACAUUCCACCCAGAGGGAACCUCUGGGAAACCGUUCUGGGUCACUUUGGCAUCCUCAGGCUGAGCCAAGUUGAUGCAUGGAACAUUGUCCGACUCCUGGCCUCCGACAUAGGGAUGUUCUUCUCCGGGUACUUCAUCAGAAGAGCCUGCAAGAAGCUGGUCAAAGUGGGGGCCCCUAAACUCAGCUCUCAAACCAACAGUCAGGAGGAAGAGGAGGAAUCCCCGUCGGAGAGCGAGACAGAGGAAAGCGAAGGAGAGACCGAUUUCUCCACGGAAGAGAACUUGGCCGACAAGGCUUCCAAUGACUUCCGGGCCAAGUUGAUCGAGAAGAUCACGCCCAUUAUAUCAGCAGUCAAAGCCCUGGUCGAGGCUCUCUUCAACACAGCUGGGAAGGUGGUGGUGACGCUCCUGCUGGGUUUCUCAGGGGUCACUCUUCCCUCCAUAACUUCUGCUGUCUACUUUUUCACCUUCCUCUGGUUGUGUUCAUGGUGGGCGUCUAACCACAGUGUUAGCCUUGUGGUGUUCAGCAGCCUCUGUGUCAUGGCUGCCAUCUUCAGUGCUGGCCAUCUCACCGCCCUAUACCUGUACCAGCUUCCAGUCUUUCAGGAGUUAAUUCCUCCUCAAGACCUCUAUGCCAGACUUUUUGGCAUGACUGCCAUCAUCAGGACCAAUAGUACCCAAUCGUGGAUCAUCCAUCUUCAUCAUGACUUACAGUGGCCGGUCUUCCUCAACCCGCUCAUUCUGCUGCUCAUGUACUAUACUCUAGUCAUGCUUCUGGAUCAGUGGAACCAGAUCCCUGUGGUCUAUUGUGAGCAGGAAACCGAGAAGGACAUGGCGGCCUCACACUCAAAGGAACAUCAACAACUGGAUGGAAUGUUAUGGCCUUCCCACGCGGAAAUGUUACAAACCGAAUACCUUUCCCACAACGGCUGGCAGGAUCUUCCCUUAUUAAAGUGCGAGCACCUACAGGGUCAAACUGAUUUCUCCGUGCCCAUUUAUUCCCAAGAGGUAGACACCACCGAUGAGGUGUCAGAAACUGAGGAGACCAAGGAGGUCCCAGAGAAGGAGGCAAAGCCCGGGGGCCUGGUGGUACUGGGAGAGUUUCUAAUGAGACAAAGCUACGUCAGUGCAUUAAUAGUCAUGAUGAUCUGGAGCAUCACGUACAACAGUUGGCUGACGUUCGUUCUGCUCCUCUGGUCCUGCGUCAUCUGGAUGAUGAGAGACCGGCGCCGCUACGCCAUGCUCAGCGCUCCAUUUCUGGCCCUGUAUGCCAACAUCCUGGUCAUCCAGAACUUCUUUGUGGGGCUCAGUCUGUCUCAGGAGGAGCUGUUCCCGGGGAUCCCCAACGCUAUACUCAUUGAUUUCGACCUGAAACCCUACACGUUGCCAUGUACACAUCUUAUGGUCAAGAUAAUGUACGCUUUCACGUUCUGGAUACUGUUGCGCCAGAACCUCAAGGAGCGUCACCAAAAGCUGAAAGAAGAAGAACUGAAAGAGGUGCUGGUGGAUGAGACAGAGACCGAGCAGUCGUCGUCUACCUUUAUGGACAUGCUGGGCUCCCUUAUCAGGGCCAUGCUGGUCAAGUACUGGAUUUACUUUUGCGGGGCUAUGUUCUUCGUCAUCAGCUUUCGGGGCAAGGUCGUGGUCUACAAGAUCCUGUACAUCGUCCUUUUCCUGUUCUGUGUGACCUUAUACAAGAUUCACUAUGAAUGGUGGAGAAGAAUACUCAAGUAUUACUGGAUCGCCGUUGUCUCAUAUUCCAUGCUGGUCCUCAUUACUAUCUACGUUUACCAGUUUAAGACCAUCUCUGGAUUUUUCCUUCAGAUCCUUGGGAUGUCAGAAGAAGGCCUAAAAGACUUGGGUUUGGAGCAGUACAGCACCGUGGAGCUUUUUACUGGAAUUUUAAUGCCUUCCUUGUUCCUUCUGGCCUGCAUCCUGCAACUCUACUACUUCCACGAUGACUUCCUCAAGCUCACAGAUCUGAACAACAUCCCCAUUAACCAAGGAGGUGUAGCCGACAGCAAGAAGAAAAUGGAAGGUCGUGUUCUUCUUCUGGCUAAUGUGAUAAAGGAAAUCUUCGGGAAUCUCCACAACAAGUUAGGAAAAAACAAUGAGAACAGUGUGAGCCAAAACACCCUGGACAAAAUAGACAAUAUAACCAUGGAUGAGCAUGUGGUGAGGGACAGCCAGGAGUUUGCAGAUGGAAAAGCCAACCGAUGGCUUCUAGUGAUUGACAAGGUGAUGUCGGUGCUUCUGUUCUUGCUGGGCUUCAUCCAUGACACGGAGGUCCUUGUAUGGAGACUGUUGGAACUGCAUAUUAUCAAGAUUGUGUCCUCUAUCAUUAUCUGGAUCACACUUCAAGAGGUGUCCCUGAUGAACUGUCUGUUCUACAUGCCAUGGGUGUUUGCCGUUCCUUUCUCUUUCCUCCGACCCUACGCUUCCAAUAUCUCCACCGUUUGGUCGUGCAUCAUGGUCAUCUUCAAGAUGAUGUACCAGCUGAAAUUUGUUAAACCUCUGGAAUACUCUUCCAACUGCACAGAGAGCCUAUACCGCAAUGGGACUCUCUACAGCCCAAUCAGUGAGGAGCUGCAGCAGAAAUCUGAUCUAUAUGUCGCCCCAGUGGACCCUGCCUUGUGGUGUGGGGGGCUACGGAAAUGUACAGACAGUGUUUUACCCUGUAUACAGAAUCACCUGACCAUCCUGGUAUUAUUGGCCAUUGAAUCCACAGUGUACCGACACCAGCUGUAUUACCGCGUCCACAACCAGCUCCGCACCCCCAUCACAGGGAGCAUCUUUGACAACAUCACGCGGAGGCAUCUCGACGAAGGACUUCUAAACUGCAUCAAAUACUUUGUGAAUUAUUUCUUCUACAAGUUUGGGCUGGAGAUCUGUUUUGUGAUCUCGGUGAAUGUCAUUGGGCAGAGAAUGGACUUCUAUGCAGUUCUUCAUGCCUGCUGGAUGUUGUACCUGCUCUAUCUGCGCCGGAGGAAAACCAUUGCCGAAGUCUGGCCAAAUUACUGCUGUUUCCUGGCCACUAUCAUGACUCUUCAGUACCUGCUGUGCAUCGGCGUCCCACCUGCGUUUUGUUCAGACUACCCAUGGAGAACCUCCUCCUGGUCACCCAGUUCCAACCUCAUCAAGUGGUUCUACCUCCCUGACUUUGCAAAAAGUCCCGACCCUGGAUUCUUGAUCUACGACUUCAUGUUGCUUCUCUUGGCAUCGCUCCAGUGGCAAGUGUUUGAGGAUGAAAACCUGGCCUGUUUCAGGUUGUUGGCUGGGGACAACAUAGAAAUCAGCAGGGAUCUGGAUCCGGCAGACCUUUCCCAGUACAGCCCUGUGCCUAACUUCAUCCACUGCCGAUCAUACUUGGACAUGGCCAAAGUUGUGGUCUUUAGCUUCCACUUCUGGUUCGUCCUCUGCCUCAUCUUCAUCACGGGGACAACUCGCAUUAAUAUCCUGUGCAUGGGAUAUCUGAUCGCUUGCUUCCACUUCAUGUUGUUCGGGGGAACUCUUCUACUGAAACCAGUGCGCCACGUACUGAGGCUUUGGGACUAUCUCAUCGCCUACACGGCGCUGGUCAUUGCUACGAAAAAUCUGCUCUCGAUUGGGGCAUGUGUCUACCUCCAUAAGCUAAUGAAGAACAACUGCUGGCUGAUUCAGACCUUCAGUAUGUUCUGUACUAUUAAGGGAUAUGAGCUGACAAUUGCAUCUGAUGUAGACUGUGAGUUGCCCGAGAACGAGGCGGGAAUAGUGUGGGAUGCCAUCUGCUUCACCUUCCUUCUCAUCCAGCGUCGCGUCUUCACCAGCUAUUAUUUCCUCUACGUCGUGGCAGAUGUCAAAGCUUCCAAGUUACUUGCUUCCAGAGGUGCUGAACUUUUUGAAGAGAAAGUCAAGAAGAUGGUGGCAGCUCGACUGGAGGAAGAGAAGAAGUGUGCGCAGUCCAUGAAGAAGCAAAUGGAGCAGAUCAAGUCCAAGCAGAAGGCCCCCAAAAUUGAUAAAGGCACUGAUGAAAAUGUUGGGUGUGCAGUAGAGGAAAACUCUGAGCCUUCACCUAGAGAUGACAGUGAUAAAAAAGAUAAAGAUGGAAAAAAGAAAUGGUGGCAACCUUGGGUCACCCAUACCACUAUGGUGCGUAGUGGGAGUUACAGCCUGUUUGACACAGACAGUGAGGAUGAGGAAGAAGAGAUGCGCGAAGAGAAGCGAGAGGAGGAACCACCAAAGAGGAAAUCAGCAUUUCAGCUGGCCUAUGAAGCCUGGACCGUAGGUUCCAAAUCUGCACUGAAGCUGCGUCAGAACGAUGAGAACACCAUGCGGGAGCAGAUCCGCAAGGAGAUGGAGAAGAAGAGUGGGGAAGGGAAACUAGAGGAACUUCUAGAGGAGACCGAAGAGACAGAAUCAGAAGAAGCGAAUAAAGAAAGACCAGACAACGCCAUUCAGAGAAUCGUCAACAUUGCCCGGUUUUCAUGGAUCUUCAUUCAAGCUCUGGCCGACGACACCAUCGAGACACUAAAUGCUUUCUGCAAGAGCAGCGUCGACAUUGCGUCUGUCCUGAGAAUGGAGAGGUGCAUGCUGCAGAGGAACCUCGAUAAAGGAAAAGAAGCCUCCCAGGGCAGUAUAGCCGAGUACUACAAGGCAAAACAGCUCUCUCGGACCCAAACGCUGACCAGUGAGGACAACGAGGAGUCAGCAGGAGAAGAAACCACACAGAACAAGAAGCUGGAGCUAUGCAAGUUCCUAAGCAUGGAAUCCCAGCAGUCCCAGGACAGUUUCCUUUCAAGCUGCCCCACGGAAGAUAUGGUGCUGUCUUUUGACGAAUCAUUGGGACCUGAGGAGAACCAGAGGGUUCGGGGGCCUAAGCGCAUGUUGGCAUUCGACUCCACCUCCCUCGAUAGUCUGGAUUCAAGACCAGAAGGACAUGGAGAGCAGAAGGAGGACGAGGAAUAUGAUGGAGAAGAUGAAACGUCAGAACACACAAAGACCGACAUCCCCCCCUCCUACAGCACGGUGAUUGCCAAGGGGGACCUGGAGUCUUCUGAGCCAGAGGAUGUGCCCCAGGGGGAGGGCAAAUACUUUAGACCCCUGGCAGAGGUCCCACAACUGCUGACAGCCAGUGAGCUCCUACUCAACAAGAUGUAUUACGAUGAGGAGCUGGAGGAAUCGGAGAGGUUCUACCAGAUGUUGCCCCGCCCACUUCGCGUCUGCCUUGCUCUGUACAACACCAUUGUGUCCAAGUCGGAAAUGCUCUGCUAUUUUGUGAUCAUUCUGAACCACACGGUGUCGGCCUCUAUCCUCUCGCUCAUCUUGCCCAUUCUCAUCUUCCUCUGGGCGAUGCUCUCUGUGCCCAGGCCGACCAAGCGCUUCUGGAUGCUGGCUAUCAUUUAUACUCAGAUUACAGUCGUCAUCAAGUAUUCCUUCCAGUUCGGCUUCUUCCCAUGGACCUCCACCGUGUACCGGAGCAUGAACGCCGACAAACCUUUCCACCUGCCCAACAUUAUCGGCAUCGAGAAGAAAGACGGCUACGUGCUCUUCGACCUCAUCCAGCUCCUCGCUUUGUUCUUACACAGAUCUAUACUGAAGUGCCAUGGGCUUUGGGACCACAAAGAGGUUUCUCUGCCCGAGUCCAAGAGGAAGAGGAAAAGCAAGAAGGGGAAGAAGCGCGGGAGCAAAGGGGACGAGGACCCCAAUUCAGGGAUGGUACCGUGGCACCUAUUCAAGCACCAGAACCCCUCCAAGAACGUGUUCCGGAAACGCAAAGUGUCGCAAAUGGCGGCCGAGGAAGGGAAAACCCAGAAGAAAGAAGCGAAGAGGAAAUGGAAAUGGUUCCGGUGGAACCACAAAAAGAAACGUCAGCCCAUAAGGCAAAAGAUAAAGCAGCAGUGGAUCAAAGUCAAGAAGAUCACCAUGAAAAUAGCACUUCAGAUCUACCUGCCCAUUCGCCAGUUUUUCUAUGACAUCAUACAUCCCGAGUACAGUCCUGUCUGCGACGUCUACGCCAUCAUGUUUCUUGUUGAUGCCAUCAACUUCAUCAUUGUCAUCUUCGGGUACUGGGCAUUCGGGAAACACUCAGCUGCUGCUGAUAUCACAGAGUCUUUGUCGGAGGACCAAGUGCCCGAAGCUUUUCUUGUGAUGCUCCUCCUGCAGUUCGGCACCAUGAUAGUGGACAGGGCCAUCUACCUGCGCAAGACCAUGUUUGGAAAGUGUGUUUUCCAGGUGGUUCUGGUGUUUGGGAUCCAUUUCUGGAUGUUUUUCAUCCUCCCGGGGGUGACAGAAAGGAGGUUCAACACAAACCAGGUCCCCCAGUUGUGGUACUUUGUGAAAUGUUUGUACUUCGGCCUCUCCGCCUACCAAAUCAAGUGUGGCUACCCCAACCGCGUCUUGGGCAACUUUCUGACCAAGAGUUACAACUUCAUCAACCUCUUCCUGUUCCAGGGGUUCCGGAUGGUUCCCUUUCUGACGGAGAUGAGGGCAGUGAUGGACUGGAUUUGGACGGACACCACCCUGAGCUUGUCCAGUUGGAUCUGCGUGGAGGACAUAUACGCCAAUAUCUUCAUUAUGAAAUGCUGGCGAGAGUCUGAGAAGAAAUACCCCGAGCCCCCCGGGCAGAAGAAGAAAAAGAUCGUUAAGUACGGCAUGGGUGGAGUCAUUAUUUUCGCCCUGAUCUGCAUCGUCUGGUUCCCGCUCCUCUUCAUGUCGCUGGUGAAAUCCGUGGCAGGGGUGACCAAUCAGCCGUUAGAUGUCUCCAUUAAGAUCAGUAUCAGCGGCUACGAGCCCUUGUUCACCAUGAGUGCCCAGCAACAAAACCUUGUGCCCUUUUCUUCGGUGGCCUACAAUGAACUGACCUACAGAUACGCCCUUCACCCGUCUGCGAUGCAAUUCAUAGUCAACUACAUGCCCGAGGACAUCGUUACUGCCAAAAUAAAGAGCAACGCCAGCCUCCUGUGGAGCAUCAGCCCGGCCAGCCGGGAGGCCAUGAUUGAGGAAUUGUCCAACUCAACGCGCAUCUACUUUGACAUCCACUGGAGUUUGCUCAGAAACGCAUCCAUUGUGAAGAGCGCCGAGACCUCUGGGAAGCACACGGUUUGCUACGAAGAUGCAGAGACCAGGGAUCAGAUUGUGCAGAUGCUGCGGGGGGAGCGCAGCGAGCCGGUGAUGCUGCGGAACAUCUUGCCCAAACAUUUCCGAGCCAACGCUGGUUCCGAAGCCAAAAUCGCACACCGGCUGAUAACAGCCCAUUCGGAGAAGCCCGAGGAUGUACAGAAAUACGCCUUCUUCCGCAACCUGACGCUGAAGUUAGAGACGGCUUCGCUUAACUCCUCGUCCAAUCAAAUGACGGAAUGGUGGCUGAUCCAGGAAUGGGCCCCGGCCUGCGCUCCGGCCGGCUGCAGCCGCACUAUAGAACUAAUCACGUACAAUGAUAAGGCGAGUCCCCAAAGCCUGGGCUUCCUGGCGGGAUACGGCAUCGUCGGCCUCUACAUGUCCGUCGUCCUGGUCAUCGGCAAAUUCAUCCGGGAAUUCUUCAACGGGAUCUCGCGUUCCAUCAUGUUCGAGGAGCUGCCCAACGUGGAUCGGAUCCUGAAACUCUGCACCGACAUCUUCCUGGUGAGGGAGACCGGCGACCUGGACCUGGAGGAGCAGCUCUUCGCUAAACUCAUCUUCCUCUACAGGUCUCCCGAAACCAUGAUCAAGUGGACCAGGGAGAAACACGAGGAUUAAUGCCCCGGGGGGGGGUAUUAGAGACUGGGGCGAAUGGAACAAAUACGCUCGGCAGGCGUUGCAUUCGAACAAAUGAUUUGUAUUCUGCUGAAAAGCAUUAAUAAAAAGGUUACAAAGAGAAAA
This is a messenger RNA of Xenopus tropicalis (tropical clawed frog), 8013 nucleotides long. Its product is annotated as piezo-type mechanosensitive ion channel component 2. Lineage: Eukaryota; Metazoa; Chordata; Amphibia; Anura; Pipidae. The transcript is spliced from 53 exons. The coding region runs from base 46 to 7890 and encodes 2614 amino acids. The record is from RefSeq and is a predicted model, not a curated record.